GUUCACUCCGGUAACCUUCCAGAUGCUUGCCUGUACAAUCGACUGUUGAAAACAUCUCAGGCUGCUCCUGCGGGCGACCAUACCCCAUACGGCUGGACUUUCUGGUGGUCUGUUCUUGGAGCCCAUUUGACAGACGUAUUGCAGUUAGUGACUCUUAGAUAACCCUAGCCUGUGGUUGUUAGAAGGUUUUUCAGAUUUUUUUUCGUGACGCAUGGAAAAGAAGGACCAAACUUGGAUCAAAGUGUAAGUUUCUGGUAGGGUCUGUGGACGUGAGUCUGUGAUUCCUUGUUGGUAUCGUAGUGGUGGUGGUGGAGCUGGAGGAUGUCGAGAUACAUGCCUGAGCUGUAUGGGUCCUUGCCUCCGGAACCCGUGUGGGUCAUCAACAACCGAAGGCGGCAUCUUGGGUACUCGGUUGAUCCUUACUACGCCCCAGGACCGUACGCGGAAGCUCAAAAUUUCGGUCCUUACUCUCGAGGACCGCUUGUUUCAGACGUGCAACUGAAGACUCCCAUUUACCACAUGGAGGAUGUUGCCAGAAUCAAGGAUGCCCUCGCCAUCGAAGGCGUCUAUAAUGUGAUAUGCGACAUCCCCGAUCAACUGGUGGUAGUGUCCACAAGACUGAGCCCACACACGAUCGCUAGCCUAGUGCGGCAAGUAAUGGGAGAGGCCACCCUCAUCAACAUCGUCGUCGACCCUUACACUUCAUCGGCGGCGCUUCGGCCUCCCAUUGACAGAACCCGAUACUCAUCCUACGACGACAUGUACACAUACCCCAUGUCGUCAACCGGCUUUGCCCCAUCCUACGACCCAUACAACGGUCGAUCAUACGACAACGAGUUCCGACCAUCUCGUUAUUACCCCAGCUACAGCUACUACUGAACUCGAUGAAAACAGCACUUCAAAAGAGCUUCUGCAACUUUGUUUGGACUCGUGAACGUCCAGGUUGAUGGUAAGAAACGCAAUCUCCGUAGAUAAAUUCCACCUUCAGGUCAGGUCAGCCGAGCACGGUCUGGCUUGCGGUAACCGAAUUUGUUCCGACUAGAAAUGCACAUCAGAGUAGGCAAAACCAGCCCAUGUGGGCUCUACACACAGAAACACACCAACAGGUUUUUUAAGAUUUUGGUCUGAUAGUAAUUGAAGCGCAGAUCUCCACGUUGUGUGUAAGACUUUUUAUUUAAUACGCAAGAACGUUGUGAAGAGGUCGAGCAUA
Molecule: messenger RNA, 1210 nt
Organism: Physcomitrium patens
Lineage: Eukaryota; Viridiplantae; Streptophyta; Bryopsida; Funariales; Funariaceae
Source: RefSeq, a predicted model, not a curated record